GCCUGCGCCAACUCGGAGCGCGAGACGGCGGCGGCGAAGAACCGGGCGCUGCGCGAGACGGGCGCCUUCGUCCCCGACACCUUCAACGACCUGGGCAGCACCAUUGGCCACGUCUUCGACCAGCUGGUGGCCAACAAGGUGAUCCUCCUCAAGGAGGAGGUGCCGCCGCCCACCGUGCCCAUGGACUACGACUGGGCGCGGGAGCUGGGCAUCAUUCGCAAGCCCGCCUCCUUCAUGACCUCCAUCUGCGACGAGCGCGGCAAUGAGCUGACGUACGCGGGCAUUCCCAUUACCCGCGUCAUCAAGGAGGAGCUGGGCAUUGGCGGCACACUGGCGCUGCUCUGGUUCCAGCGACGGCUGCCGCAGUACGCCACCAAGUUCUUUGAGAUGGUGCUCAUGGUGACGGCCGAUCACGGCCCGGCGGUCUCUGGCGCCCACAACACCAUUGUCUGCGCUCGCGCCGGCAAGGACCUCGUCUCCUCACUGGUUUCCGGCCUGCUCACCAUUGGCGACCGCUUUGGAGGGGCCCUGGACGCCAGCGCCCGGCAGUUCAGUCAGGCCUAUGACUCUGGCACCAUUCCCAUGGAGUUUGUCAAUCAGAUGCGGAAGAAGGGCGAGCUGAUCAUGGGCAUUGGCCACCGCGUCAAGUCGAUCAACAAUCCGGACAUGCGCGUCAAGCUGAUGAAGGACUACGUCAAGCAGACCUUCCCCUCGACGGCCGUCCUCGACUAUGCGCUCCAGGUGGAGAAGAUCACCACUUCCAAGAAACCAAACCUCAUUCUGAACGUGGACGGCGUGGUGGCCACCUGUGUGGUGGAUUUGCUGCGAAGCAGCGGUUGCUUCACCGCUGAAGAGGCUCAGGAGUACCUGGACAUUGGCGUCCUCAACGGACUCUUUGUCCUCGGCCGUACGAUUGGCUUCAUUGGCCACUACCUUGAUCAGAAGCGACUGAAGCAAGGUCUGUACCGUCAUCCUUGGGAUGAUAUCAGCUUCGUCUUGCCG
Molecule: messenger RNA, 1002 nt
Organism: Rhagoletis zephyria (snowberry fruit fly)
Lineage: Eukaryota; Metazoa; Arthropoda; Insecta; Diptera; Tephritidae
Product: ATP-citrate synthase-like
Biological process (GO): fatty acid biosynthetic process; acetyl-CoA biosynthetic process
Cellular component (GO): cytosol
Molecular function (GO): ATP citrate synthase activity
Source: RefSeq, a predicted model, not a curated record